This is a messenger RNA of Vitrella brassicaformis, 1215 nucleotides long. NCBI's taxonomy places the organism in Eukaryota, Vitrellaceae. The record is from the annotation of a GenBank genome assembly.
CACGAACUUUGCGUGCAGCACUCGAGAAUGUCGGGGAGCAGGUACACUCUAUCACGACGCACAGGAUCACACAACCUCCAUUUCACUCACCUGUCUUCCCGUUGUGUCUGUUAGCAACAUCGUCAUCGUCCUCCUGGUGGUCGGCCUGUCGAUGGCUGCCGGCGGGAAUCGCACUAGCAUCAGGCGCCUGGACGAGGAUGUGGACGAGUGCGACAGCAGGGAGGGAGCGCCUUGCAGCUCUCCCUAUGCACGGGUAAAGAGUCUGAACGCAGACAAAGCGAGUACAUAACGACAAACUGCGCUUGGUCUGUGGUCUGUCAGGUUCCCAACGGUUGCAGCAGGUGGCCCGACACGUGGGGGAGCGUCAACUUCACAGAGGUGUGCAACGGGCACGACCGCUGCUACUAUACGCUGGGUAGGAAGGGCAGAGGAAUCGGUGGCCGAGGAAAAGGACAUCAUGUGUCUGUUCCUCCUCAAUUGAUGGCCUCCUUUGCUUCUCAGGCUCGGAUGCCGAUCAGUGCAACGACGACUUCCGUGAGGGUCUCAUCAGCGAAUGUGAAAGAGCCGUGACAUCCCGCCCCGUGUUGUUCGCCUGUAGAACCCUCGCCAUCACGAUGUACACCGCCGUCGCCGCCACGGCCGGCUUCUACCACACUCGCGCGCAAGAGCGGCAGAAGCUGCAUGAAAAGUGCUGUCCUGAGUGUUGUGGGUGAGGGGGUGAGGUGCAUGGUGGAUGGGCAUCAAGACUAAGACUGCUGUGGCCGUAGCUAUGGCAUCCUCGUCUGUUCCUGUAGCUGUCUGUCCGAGCCUACUCUCUCGUAGGAGUGCCUCGUGCUGUCCUGUCUGGUGCCUUGCGUACGUGUUGUGUUGGGUUGUGAAUAGUGAGCGGGGGGAAUGAGGGCAGCCACCGUAUCUAUUGAAGCGAUAGAAUGCGCACGUCCAUCAACUAGAGGGCUGCUGCAUUUUACCAAUCACUUGGUCAUCACUGUUUUUCCAUGUGUGGCGUGCGACAGACAGAUACAUCGUCACCUGGCACCCAACAGCGGACACCUUCGCGCAAGUGCGUGAAGUGCAAUCGUGACACAUCCAUCGUGUGUUCAUCUCGUGUUGUCGUGAUUGCGGGGAGUGAGAUCAUGUGUUAAUUGAUGAGGGGACGGUUUCAUUGGACACGUGUUUAUGUGAGCCAAAGGGGUGAACGAACGAAUAAAUGGACGA